AUGAGCGCACGUGUGAUUGGUCACGCUUUGGAUAACUCACCACAAAAUCCGAUCCUCAUUGAGGACGAGGAGGAUAACGAAGAGGCACAAGGACAGGAACAAGAUUUGAACGGAGACGUGAAAAUGGAUGAUCUAACAAGCGGAUCAGACAGUGAUUACACGAAAUACUGGAUAGACUGGUUCUUAUCGUCAAAGGGUAACGAGUACUUUUGUGAAGUGGAUGAGGAGUACAUAAUUGAUAGGUUCAAUUUGACCGGCUUGAAUUCUGAGGUGCAGCAUUAUGUCCAAGCAUUGGACUUGAUCACAGAUUCUUUAGAGGAAGAAUUGGAUGAUGAUAUGCGAGAGCAAGUGGAAAAAUCGGCACGUCACUUGUACGGAUUGAUUCAUGCACGAUUUAUUAUCACUAGUAGAGGUUUAUCGAAAAUGCUCGAGAAAUAUAAAAAAGCCGAAUUCGGCAGAUGCCCACGUGUCCUCUGUGUCAACCAACCCCUCCUCCCGGUCGGUCUCUCCGACCAACCAUAUACUAAAUCCGUGAAACUUUACUGUCCACGCUGCGAAGACAUCUACAACCCAAAAUCGACACGGCACGCUAACAUCGACGGCGCGUACUAUGGCUCCACAUUUCCGCAUAUGCUGUUUCAAGUAUACCCGCAUUUAUUACCUCCCAAAAAUACUGAAAGAUAUAUACCGAAAAUUUUCGGAUUCAAGAUUCAUGAGAUUGCGAAGCAACAUAGAUGGCAAGAUCAGCAACGGGAAGAACAACAAAGGAGAAUUGCGGCGAAUAAUAGCAACAAUAAUAAUGAGGGGGGUGCUGAUAACAAUAUUAAUAAUCCUUGA
Messenger RNA from Ambispora leptoticha, 837 nucleotides. NCBI's taxonomy places the organism in Eukaryota, Fungi, Glomeromycota, Glomeromycetes, Archaeosporales, Ambisporaceae. The record is from the annotation of a GenBank genome assembly.